CUCCUGUGUCUAACCGUGUGUAGCUUCACGGUGUCGGGCUUGUGUCAGUUUGAAUUCAGUCCUAAGAUUCAGAGAUCCUGGUUUUUCUGUGAUCUCUGAGUCACUUCACAGCAUCAAUGGCUGAUAAUGUACAAAAUGCUGUCAAUAAUGUGUCAAAUGAAGGAGCUAAGCCCAACCGGCACACUGAGGUGGGCGGUGCAGGGGGUCCCGGCCAGAAUGAAGUUGAGCUUAACGGACAGCCACCGACUGCACGACCCCCUCAGGUGGUCACUGACAGCGAGGAAGACGAGGAUGAGGAGCUGACUCUCAAAUAUGGAGCUAAACAUGUUAUUAUGCUGUUUAUUCCUGUCACAUUGUGUAUGGUGGUGGUCGUGGCAACAAUCAAAUCAGUCAGUUUCUACACACAGAAGGAUGGACAACAACUGAUCUACACACCCUUCCGUGAAGACACAGAGACGGUGGGUCAGCGCGCUCUGAACUCCAUGCUCAACGCCACCAUCAUGAUCAGUGUGAUCAUGGUCAUGACACUCGUUUUGGUGAUGCUCUACAAGUACAGAUGCUACAAGGUGAUUCAAGGCUGGCUGUUCUUCUCCAACCUUCUCCUCCUCUUCUUUUUCUCCUUUAUUUAUUUGGGGGAAGUGUUCAAGACGUACAAUGUGGCCAUGGACUACUUGACGUUAGCAUUGAUCAUCUGGAACUUUGGCGUGGUGGGAAUGAUCUGUAUCCACUGGAAGGGUCCACUGCGGCUUCAGCAGGCGUAUCUCAUCAUGAUCAGCGCUCUCAUGGCUCUGGUCUUCAUCAAGUACCUUCCCGAGUGGACUGCCUGGCUCAUUUUGGCUGCUAUAUCUGUCUAUGAUCUGUUGGCGGUGUUGUGCCCAAAAGGACCUCUGCGUAUUCUUGUUGAAACUGCUCAAGAGAGGAACGAACCUAUAUUCCCAGCCCUCAUCUACUCUUCAACCAUGGUGUGGCUGUUUAAUAUGGCUGAUAAUAGUGAGACCACGAAUAAUUCAGCCCAUUCAGUCCCUCAACAGGACAACGAAGUGGCCCUGGCACCCACAGCUCAGCCGGAGGAUGACGGCGGUUUCACGCCAGCAUGGGUGGAUCAUCAGCAGCAUCAGCUGGGUCCGAUGCAGUCCACAGAUGAGAGCAGACGAGAGAUCCAGCAGAUGCCCUCUGAACGGCCACCACCUGUGGAUGAUGAUGAUGAUGAAGAGAGGGGUGUGAAACUGGGUUUGGGAGAUUUCAUCUUUUACAGUAUGCUUGUUGGUAAAGCAUCAGCCACAGCCAGUGGUGACUGGAACACAACGCUAGCCUGCUUUGUCGCCAUUCUCAUCGGAUUGUGUCUAACUCUACUCCUCCUGGCAAUCUUCAAGAAGGCUCUUCCAGCUCUCCCCAUCUCCAUCACCUUCGGCCUGGUCUUCUACUUCGCCACUGAUAACUUGGUUCGUCCGUUCAUGGAUCAGCUGGCUGUCCAUCAGUUCUACAUUUAGCAUGGAGAGGUCACUUCUCAUGCACUCCACUCUAAUGCUCAUUCCCAGAACCCUCUUGAAGGGAAGCACCUUUCCUCUUCCUCUGGACACGUGACUGAACUCGCCAUUCCUGGCAUUGAAUAAUUGCUUCACAAUUGCAGUGCCUCUCCAGUGACUGAACAAAACCUGAUAUUCGCUUUCAUCACAUCUUUGGUCGGUAGGCCGAAUGUUUCUUUGCUCAGAGAUAAAGCAAAGGCUAUCUACAGUCAUCUAACAUGUAUGAAUGCAUUACGGUAAGUGAAUGGUAGUGAUUAUGAAUUAAAAUUUUAAUUAUGAGUUUGUUGAACUCUAUUUUGUGGAAUGGGACCAGAGCUUGCAUUACUCACCAAAUCUUGGAUUCACUUUCUUGACAUUGUUAAUUCCGAUAUAGCAAGCAUUAACCCAAAGCUCUGUGACUGAUAUGGCUUCAUAAACAGAGGUAGGUACUAUUUAAUUUUGGUCUUUUUAGGGUGCCUGUGAGCAUGGUUUGAGUUUUAAGUCCAACCAUGUUUAUUUGGGAAGAUGUCACAUGUUUGAUUGUUUUAGUUUAUGCUAACAUUAAAUAAAGUGCUGUUAGAGCUACUGUUUUGCUCACCAAGUGCGGGAGCAUGAUUUUGGAAUGUACCAUAAACUCCAAGUCCUAAAUAUGUCCAUAAAUGUUCAUCUCUGCACAAAAUGUCAGAAACGGUUUGUUCAUAUUUUUGUUGCCAUUUUACCAGCAAACGGUUGAUAAAUGAAUUUUAGCUUACUUUUUUUGUAGUACCCACGUUUUGUUAUUUUAAGAAAAUACAAACAAUUUUGUAUCUAAAUAGAAAGAGUCACAAAUAAAAGGGUGGCUCAUUUGAGCAAAUUUCAGUGUCCAGUGUCAUGUCAGUUUCUAUGGACAAAUGAUUUAAAUGUGUAACAAUUUCUUUACGUUUUUUACCUUUGUUUUCUUUAAAGGAGUAUAGCACCGAAAAAUGGAAAUUCUAAACUUGUCGUUUAAAACCCAUAUGACUGCCUUUCUUCUGCAGAACACAAAAGGUAUUUAAAUGGACAUUUGCUGAUUUUAACAUUUUAAAUAAAACAAAUACAAACACCCUAAUUGCACAAGUCUGCACUCCUUUUCAUAUUGGGGUCUCAAGCCAUUUUCACUGUUAACCAAUCACAUUCUAAAUCAUGCCAUCAAUGAAAGUGAUUGAUUUAACCCAGAUCAAAGUCAGCUGUUGCUGACGGAUUUGCUGGAAUGUUUGGGGUGGCAUCCUACUGGGAGUGCCAUGGUCCGCAAAGAGUUGCCAAAGAAACUGUGAGAGCUAAUUGUUGAAUAGUACCAAUGAAGAGAGGGAUAUAAAAGGAUAUCAAAGGCCCUGGAUGUACCAUGGAGCACUGUCAAAACCAUCAUCAAUAAGUGGAGAAAAUAUGGCACUACAGAGACCUUCCAAAGAUCAGGACAACCCUCCAAAGUUGAUGAGAGGACGAGGAGAAAACUUAUCAGGGAGGCUACAACGAGGUCAAUACCAACACUGAAGGAGCUAAAGGAAGUUUUGGAAGGUACCGGUCACUCCUUGCAUGUGACUACCAUCUCUCAUAUUCUGCACAUGUCUGGGCUAUGUGGUAGAAUGGCAAGAAGCAUCCAAUCCUGUUUAAAUUGUGCCAAAAUAGUCAUUCAGUCACCCCAAAACAUGGGGAAAUGUGCUAUGGUUUGACGAGACAAAGGUUUAACUUUUCGGCAUAAAUUGUAAAAAUAUGUUUGGCACAAAGCCAAUAAAGCUCAUCAUCCAAGGAAUGCCAUACCGACUUUGAAGCAUGGUGGUGGUAGCAUCAUGCUUUGGGGCUGCUUCUCUUCAGCUGGGUCAGAGGCUCUUGUCAAGAUAGAUUGAUAAUGAAUAGUUCCAAAUAUCAAGAUAUUUUGGCACAAAACCUGCUGGUCUCUGUCAGAAAGCUGAAGAUAAAGAGAAAUUUCACAUUCCAACAUGACAACGACCCAUCCAAGUCGACCAAGGCAUGGCUUCAGAAAAGGAAAAUCAAAGUCUUGGAAUGGCCCAGGCCUCCAUUCCAUUGAAAAGCUGUUGAAUGUCCUAAAGAGAGCUGUACACCAGAGAUCCCCUUGUUUUGCAAAGAGUGAGAUGAAAUUCCAAAGUCUAAAUUGUGCAAAGUUAAUAAGAGACUUCUUCACAAAGACUUGUUGCUCUAAUAAAUGCAAAAGGUGCUUCCACAAAGUAUUAGUUGGGCAGGGUGUGCAGACUCAUGCAAUCAGGGUGUUUGUAUUUUUUAUUAUUAAAAUGUUCCUAAAAAUGAUCUAUUUGUUUUUUUUUUCCCUCUGGAUUUUUGUUUGUUGGAAGAUCACAUUACAGAUGGAAAAAGUCGGACAUUUACAUAGUUGUUAUUUCUGUCUUUACAUUAAAAAAAAAAACAUGUUCAUCCGGACAGCGCAUUGGCAUUUGUGUGCAUGUACUGCUUAUCACACUGCUUUCAGAGGAGGUUUUUCCUAUCUUAGCAUCCCAUUCAUGUGUUGGACCCUCGAAAAAGCAAUUUACAAAUGUCCUGCUGUCAGGACACUACCUCAUUCGACCUUCAACAUUACCUGUGUUCACUUGUACUAAUUCUGUUGCCUUCUUAUAAGACUCAUCUCGACUUGGAGGGCAUUACACCUCAGGUCAAACAAAAUCUCACUCCCUGUAUUUCAUUGCGGAUCACUGUGGGAUCCCAUUGUUAGUGAAGGCCCCUGUAAGUGGUGGGAAAAUUUUAGAAAUUCCACAAUGCUGCACCACAACGACUGCUGUGACAUUCCAUUUGUUGACCUUUUCCAUGUUCCUGACUGCGUGGAAUUGGCAAAUUGCCUGAAACUUUGAAGGUAGUGGCUGUUUCCAUGGGGACUGCUUGGCAUUGCUUGCUGGGAUGGUGACUCUCCUUUGUGAUUAGACCUGGGUGAUUGGCGUCAAGCUGGGCCUUCACGACCGCCUGACUGGACAUCGUUUUCCAUUUGAAAUAAGUGUGAAGUGAAAAAUAUUAACUGUUUUUGUCCUAAACUUUUUAUUCUAAAUGUCUGCUACUUCGGCAGAUUGGAAGAUAAUGUUUAGAGUGCUGUUAGAGCUACUGUUUUGCUCACCAAGUGCAUGUAGAACACCAAGUAGAUGUUUGAAAUUGUAAUUUACUUUGCAAACCUCAGAAGAAGAAUAAACAA
Xyrauchen texanus (razorback sucker) is the source of this 4671-nucleotide messenger RNA. RefSeq names its product presenilin 1 (gene psen1). Gene Ontology annotation, cellular component: ciliary rootlet; neuronal cell body; lysosomal membrane. The record is from RefSeq and is a predicted model, not a curated record. The coding region runs from base 117 to 1490 and encodes 457 amino acids. Lineage: Eukaryota; Metazoa; Chordata; Actinopteri; Cypriniformes; Catostomidae. The transcript is spliced from 11 exons. Gene Ontology annotation, biological process: negative regulation of apoptotic process; protein processing; amyloid precursor protein catabolic process. Gene Ontology annotation, molecular function: aspartic endopeptidase activity, intramembrane cleaving; cadherin binding; beta-catenin binding.